Messenger RNA from Rangifer tarandus platyrhynchus (Svalbard reindeer), 483 nucleotides. The record is from the annotation of a GenBank genome assembly. NCBI's taxonomy places the organism in Eukaryota, Metazoa, Chordata, Mammalia, Artiodactyla, Cervidae.
AUGGACAAGCUGAAGAAGGUGCUGAGCGGGCAGGACACCGAGGACCGGGGCGGCCUGUCCGAGGUUGUUGAGGCAACUUCAUUAAGCUCGGGCACCAGAAUAAAAGGCUUCAUUGCCUGUUUUGCCGCAGGAAUUCUCUGCUCACUUCUGGGAACUCUUUUGCUCUGGGUGCCCAGGAAGGGACUGUAUCUCUUCGCAGUGUUUUAUACCUUUGGUAACAUCGCAUCUCUUGGGAGCACCGCCUUCCUCAUGGGACCAAUGAGACAGCUGAAGCGAAUGUUUGAGCCUACGCGUUUGAUUGCCACUAUCAUGGUGCUGUUGUGUUUUGCACUCACCCUGUGUUCUGCCUUUUGGUGGCACAACAAAGGGCUUGCUCUCAUCUUCUGCAUUUUGCAGUCUCUGGCCCUGACGUGGUACAGUCUUUCCUACAUACCAUUUGCAAGGGACGCUGUGAAGAAGUGUUUUACUGUGUGUCUUGCGUAA